Molecule: messenger RNA, 1257 nt
Organism: Cutaneotrichosporon cavernicola
Lineage: Eukaryota; Fungi; Basidiomycota; Tremellomycetes; Trichosporonales; Trichosporonaceae
Exons: 3
Coding region: 1-1257 (418 amino acids)
Biological process (GO): RNA polymerase II preinitiation complex assembly; transcription by RNA polymerase II
Cellular component (GO): transcription factor TFIID complex
Molecular function (GO): protein heterodimerization activity
Source: RefSeq, a predicted model, not a curated record
AUGAGCGAUAAACCCAAUAUACCAAAAACACUUUCUGAACUCCCAUCCCUUAAUUUCUCUCUCCUCUACCUAGGUUCUCGGCCCCACGGUUCCCGGCAACGUAAGGUUCUCGCCCCCACGGCUCCCGACAACAUGUCGCAGCCCCCGUCGCAACCGCCAUCGGCGCCGACUAGUGGACCGCCCAGCGGUCCAGCUACGCCCUUAGCGGCAACACCAUCGGCUUCCUCGCCUGUCGCACCAGCGAAUGCACCGGCGGUGCCGCCGAACCUGCUCGCAACGCUGUCGUUGUUCUUCGCCCACCAGAACUACAACAGAGCCAUGUCCCUGCGGCCGGCUGUCCCGCCUGUGCGCCCGUCGACUCAGGACGCCAUAGCCCAGUUUCAAGCUCUGCCGCCAGACCGCCAGCGCCACGUCCAUUCGACAUUCAUUGCGAGCCAGCGCAUGGCACAGCAGAACGCGCACGGCAAACCACCCCAGCCGAUCCAUCCUUCGUUAGGUCGCCCUGGCAUAGCCCCGCAGGCAGUCCGCCCGAAGGACCCGUCCCGUCCCGUUAAACGCCUGCGCAUCGACGUGCCGGACCAACGACCGUCUGCUUCUACCAACCCUCUCACGGCCCUCAUCAGCUCUGCGACUGAACGUCCCCUCACCGCGGGCAACUCGCGUCCACGUGAGGAGCCGAGCAUGCGUGGGCAAAUGCGAGGCGAGAUCGCGCGUCUAAUGUACGCUUGUGGCGACGUUGCCGAGCCUGAUGUCGACUCGGUCGACGUCCUCGAGGACAUGACCGCCGAGUUCCUCGCCGACUUGUGUCGUCCUUUCGGGGCUACCCGCUCGAACCCAAGCGUGCCCCGCCAGCCCAUUCCACUCAAGGCCGAGGCCCUGCGCCAUCGCCUUUCGUCACACUCCUACCUCAAGAAGUACCUCGACCGGUGGGACGACAUGAUGUACAUGUCGCAGGAACUGCAACAGUCGAAGCGUGUGGCUCAGCCGUCCAACGAGGACCUUAUCAAGGCUGUUGGCAAGUCGUUCCUCGGUCUCGACGACGACCAGCAGCAGCAGGGCAAGAAGCGUGACGAUGGCGAGAAGAAGCGCGGUCGACCGCCCAAGCCUCCCGAGGAGCGCAAGAAGCCUGGGCCAAAGAAGGGAUGGAAGAAGAACUUGGACCCGAACGCGCCGCCCAAGAAGCGCGCGGCUCCGGCCAAGAAGAAGGCGCGCGCUGGCACGGGCUCCGCUGCCCCUAGCCCAUCCAAGAUCCAAUAG